Onychostoma macrolepis is the source of this 1175-nucleotide messenger RNA. RefSeq names its product gastrula zinc finger protein XlCGF8.2DB-like. Gene Ontology annotation, biological process: regulation of DNA-templated transcription. NCBI's taxonomy places the organism in Eukaryota, Metazoa, Chordata, Actinopteri, Cypriniformes, Cyprinidae. Gene Ontology annotation, molecular function: DNA-binding transcription factor activity, RNA polymerase II-specific; RNA polymerase II cis-regulatory region sequence-specific DNA binding. The transcript is spliced from 3 exons. The coding region runs from base 220 to 1056 and encodes 278 amino acids. The record is from RefSeq and is a predicted model, not a curated record.
UGGAGUAUCCAGAUGACCUGAGGAGGGCAGCAAUACGCCGAUGUUGCGUCUAGUCUGCCGCAAAUUCUACAAGAGAAGAAGAAGUCUCGCGGCGAUUACGUCACCGCUAGCGCGCGUUCACUCAGCGUCGAGUCUUCUGAGGAGAGAAAUUCAUAAUCAGUGAAGCUCCUCCCACAACGAUUACAUCAUCAGUGAAGCUCCUCCCACAAACCCUGCAGAAUGAAACAUACUGAAGAGCAAACAGAGUUGAUUGAAGAAAUCAAAGAGAAUGAAGAAUUGAGUGAAGUUGAGGAGAAAAAUCAUGUCAAAACUGGAGAAAAACCUUUUAGUUGCUCUCAAACCAAACAGAAAGAUUUAAAGAAAAGAAGAGUCCUGAAAUCUUUCACCUGCACUCCGUGUGGAAAGAGUUUCACAUUCAAACAUCAUCUUGUGCUUCACAUGAGAGUUCAUACUAGAGAGAAAUCUUUCACUUGUGAUCAGUGCGGGAAGAGUUUCACACGAAAAGGACACCUUACAGAGCAUACAAGUGUUCAUACUGGAGAGAAGCUGUUCACGUGUGAUCAGUGUGGAAAGAGUUUCACACGAUCAUCAAACCUUAACGAACACAUGAUCAUCCACACUGGAGAGAAACCAUACAAGUGUUCACACUGUGACAAGAGAUUCAGUCGGUCAGGAGACCUGAAAACACAUGAGAGAAUCCACACUGGAGAGAAACCGUACACGUGUGAUCAGUGCGGGAAGAGUUUCACAAUAAAAAAACACCUUACAGAGCAUAUAAGGGUUCAUACUGGAGAGAAGCCGUUCUCUUGUGAUCAGUGCGGAAAGAGUUUCGCACGAUCAUCAAACCUUAACGAACACAUGAACAUUCACACUAGAGAGAAACACCACGCAUGUGUUCAAUGCAGCAAAACAUUUUUGAGAGCUUCAGUCCUGAAGACACACCUGAAUGUACAUUCAAAGGAGAAGCCACAUUCAUGUUAUUUGUGUGGAAAGAGCUUUUCAUGUCUACAAUAUUUAAAAGUACAUCAGAAAAUACAUACUGUUGUGAGAGAUUAAGUGCUUUAAGUGUGAAGACUUUUACUUCAGCAAACUGUUUAAAACGGUAUGAGAGGACUCACACUGGAGAAAAACCUUAUAAGUGUAGAAGAGAUUCAAUCAUUAAAGAGACCUGAAAA